GGCGCCGCACCUCCCGAACCGCCCACGAACCGCAAGCUGACCCACUUUCCCCCACCUCGACCUCGCGCGCCUAGGGUUUCGUCUCGCGCCCCACCACCACCGCCGAGAUGCCGAAGAACAAGGGUAAGGGAGGCAAGAACCGGAAGAGGGGAAAGAACGAGGAGGACGACGACAAGCGUGAGCUGGUUUUCAAGGAGGACGGGCAGGAGUACGCACAGGUGACGCGCAUGCUCGGCAACGGCCGCUGCGAGGCCAUCUGCGUCGACGGCACGCCCCGCCUCUGCCACAUCCGGGGCAAGAUGCACAAGAAGGUCUGGAUCGCGGCAGGCGACAUCGUCCUCGUCGGCCUCCGCGACUACCAGGACGACAAGGCCGACGUCAUCCUCAAGUACAUGAACGACGAGGCGCGCCUGCUCAAGGCCUACUUGGAGCUCCCCAGCCUCAACAAGGGCGUCGACGUCGACGGGCCCGAGGACGGCGAAGAGGGCAGCGACUACAUCCAGUUCGAGGACGAGGACAUCGACAAGAUCUAAGAUUCCUGUUUCUCCUUGCGAUUACUUUCUUAUUUCUUAUAAGUAGUAGCAUGUGGUGAUAUGGUUUAGGCUUGUUGUUAUGGAUUUGCACUAUUGCCAGCAUGCGUGGUUAGGAUCUGAGGCCAUUAAAUAAUGGCGGAUUAAUUUUGGUUCGAUCUGGUACAUGCUGUUAUUACUAGUGGUUCCAUUAUUGUUCUUGAUUGUGUUCUUGCUUGGUUGUUUGCCGUUUUGUUGCAA
Molecule: messenger RNA, 770 nt
Organism: Panicum virgatum (switchgrass)
Lineage: Eukaryota; Viridiplantae; Streptophyta; Magnoliopsida; Poales; Poaceae
Product: eukaryotic translation initiation factor 1A-like
Exons: 1
Coding region: 108-533 (141 amino acids)
Biological process (GO): translational initiation
Cellular component (GO): cytoplasm
Molecular function (GO): RNA binding; translation initiation factor activity
Source: RefSeq, a predicted model, not a curated record